Molecule: messenger RNA, 853 nt
Organism: Colletotrichum destructivum
Lineage: Eukaryota; Fungi; Ascomycota; Sordariomycetes; Glomerellales; Glomerellaceae
Exons: 2
Coding region: 61-537 (158 amino acids)
Source: RefSeq, a predicted model, not a curated record
CCCGGCUUGGAACACGAGCUGGACGGUUCCUCUUUCUGAUCCACUCCUCGAAUCUUCCGGAUGGAUAGAAGAUGGUUUGCUUGCCUGUCAGCGAUCGGCUGGUGCACUUCGCUUCCUAGACCAAGCGGCAACAUGAUCUUUGAAGCAAUGCGCAACGACCAGAACCAGAAGAGAGGGGGACUUUUGAUUGAGAGGAGUGUGAAUCAAUCAUUGCCGAAAAAGAUGGGCAGCACGCGCGUGGAUAGACGCCUCCCCUGGAUCAAGCUAGGCUCUGAAGAGGCUACAGAGGCGAGAUGGACGAAUGCCCGAUCUCUCCCAUUUUACGUGGGUGUCCCACGAAAGGGAGGAGAACGAACAGACAGCGGCGUCUACUCUGCGUUUCCCGACGGCACGGGAGUUAAGCGGGAGGGGGCGACCCAAGGUGAAGAAGAGUCAAAGUUCGCGAGGGACCGACUGUCUUACAUGACUUGCAGCUCUCUCUUUCGGCCGCAGAAGCACGAGGGAGACGGGUUUUGUCUACGGAUACUAGUCCAGUGAUUGUUAUUGGGCAAGGGCGCCGGGGCCAAAGGAGAGACAAGGUGUAGAUGAGAGGGAUUGGUAUUGGGCUAAAGACCGCCUUGCAUGAGCGUGGAGAGAAAGAGAGGGAGUAAGUUAGUCGGAGCCCAUCGAGGUUUAGCGCGAGAAAGAGGAGAGAGAGAGACACUGGAGAUGGAGAAUCGGAAAGGACACGAUAGGCGAGACAGAUAGAAAGAAGCAAGGAGCAAGGCUAAGGCUGCCAAUCGGUGAGUAGUUGCGAGGUGUAUUAGGGCACGCUUUGGUAGAGACAGGAUCAGAGUCAAAAGAUCGAGGUCAA